Molecule: messenger RNA, 6771 nt
Organism: Myripristis murdjan (pinecone soldierfish)
Lineage: Eukaryota; Metazoa; Chordata; Actinopteri; Holocentriformes; Holocentridae
Gene: cdk15
Product: cyclin-dependent kinase 15
Exons: 14
Coding region: 151-1413 (420 amino acids)
Biological process (GO): protein phosphorylation
Cellular component (GO): nucleus; cytoplasm; cytosol
Molecular function (GO): cyclin binding; ATP binding; cyclin-dependent protein serine/threonine kinase activity
Source: RefSeq, a predicted model, not a curated record
GAUGCUGAUGCUGAGGCUUCGUCCCGAGCCGCGCUGAGGAUGCCGGGCUCCUAGUGGAUCUCCACACACACACACACACACACACACACUCAGAGGACAGGCCAGGCCAGGACAGGACAGGACAGGACAGGACAGGACAGAGGGGGAGACAUGCAGAACCUACGCCACGCCGCCACCGAGGCUUUCCACCGUUUAGGUCUGAAGCAGAGGCACUUGGGAUACGAAGAGCUCAACGACCCGUCCGACCCGGCCUACGCCAAGCCCCAGCCGCACUGGUUCCACACCCUGCAGGUCCGGCGGCUCCGGGUGCAGCGGGGCCGCAGCAACAGCGACCCGCUCGGGGGGAACAGCUUCGAGCAGGACUUCCAGUGGAAAACAGGUCUGCAGUUUGGAACAGCCAACUCCUACCUGAACCUGGAGAAGCUGGGAGAGGGAGCCUACGCCACCGUCUAUAAGGGAAUCAGCAGGAUAAAUGGACACUUAGUGGCUCUGAAGGUGAUUCGUAUGAAGACAGAAGAGGGUGUGCCCUUCACUGCUAUCAGAGAAGCCUCCCUGCUGAAGGGUCUGAAACACGCCAACAUUGUGCUGCUGCAUGACAUCAUCCACACCAGAGAGUCGCUCACCUUCGUCUUUGAGUACGUGCAAACAGACCUGGCUCAGUACAUGACGCAGCAUCCCGGCGGCCUGCAUUCGUACAACGUCCGGAUCUUCAUGUUCCAGCUCCUGCGAGGUCUCUCCUACAUCCACGGCCGCAGGAUCCUCCACCGAGACCUGAAGCCCCAAAAUCUGCUCAUCAGCUACCUGGGAGAGCUCAAACUGGCCGACUUCGGUCUGGCCCGCUCCAAGUCCAUCCCCAGCCAGACCUACUCGUCCGAGGUGGUGACGCUGUGGUACCGUCCCCCCGACGUCCUGCUGGGCUCCACAGACUACUCCACCGCUCUGGACAUCUGGGGAGCCGGUUGUAUUUUCAUCGAGAUGCUGCAGGGGGCGCCGGCGUUCCCGGGCGAGGCCGACGUGUUCGAACAGCUGCAGAAGAUCUGGGCCGUUCUCGGCGUCCCGACCGAAGAGAGCUGGCCCGGAGUGAGCGAGCUGCCCAACUACAAACCAGAGUGGUUCCUCCCCUCCGAGCCGCAGCAGUUUCGCACCGUUUGGAAAAGGUUGGCCCAGCUGCCCUACAAGACAGAGGACCUGGCCCAGAGGACGCUGAUGGCGAUGCCUCGGGACCGGAUCUCCGCCCAGGACGCCCUGCAGCACCCGUACUUCAACACCCUGCCUCCUCCCAUCAUGCAGCUCCGUGACACGGUGUCCAUCUUCAAGGUGCCGGGUGUGCGGCUGGAGACGGAGGUGCGCGACAUCUUCAGCCCCAGCCGCAGGAUCAAACCCUCCCUGGUGCCUCUGGCCAAGUGCUGGUGAGAGGCGCCGCACGCCGACGGAGAUGACCGGCCUCGACCUGGACGCCACGGAUGAAAUCUGACAUCACCACCCGCCUCCAGAGAAAAAAAAACUGCAAAGUCACCGGCAGAUCGCACCGUUUAAAAAAAACAUCAAAAAGACUUUUUCACCCCUGGAUCAAAACCUUUUCCGUAAGCCAGAGGUUUUGCUCAAAGCUGCAGGCAGUUCAGGAUUUGUCCAUCUGUAGAGAUCUGAAUCAUUUUUGCUCUGUUUGUAACACACAAGUGACAGAAACCAUCUCUAUAAGGGUCUUUAUGCAUGUCGGGAUAUCUUGGAAAAAUCUGGAACAUGUAUCCAGGUCUGGAAAAGUUUGGGAACCCCACAGAAACCUUUAGGACAUUCAGAGAAAAUCCAAAUUGAAGAUACACAUUGGACGGUCCAAAUAAAAAUGAUAAUACAACAGUAAAAUAACAUUAAAACUUAAAAAUGGUAGAUGGAUGAACACUGGCUGAUCAAUAUUUGACAUUUUAAAAGGCCAGUAUCAAUCUUAUAUAUUGGUCUCACUCUAGGGUCCACAUCAAAAACCUUGUGAGAAUAAUUUGGAUUAACAGCUGUUAUGUCUUCCUGAAGAGAUUCAUGAUUUAAUUCCAAAAUGAGACAUUCACUGUCAACAAAAUGACACCAAACACGAAAAUCAAGUGCAAUCAAGUAUAGUUUUCUUCUGUUUACAAGCUCGUCAUUGGAUACUUUUGAGGAGAAAAUAAUCAUCUAUGGAUUUGAAAUAUUGACUAAUAGAUUAAGAAAUCCUUCAAGAACCCUUGAAGAAACAGACGACUCAUUACUCUGUGUGUAAAUGUCAGCGCUUACUGAAUUAGCUAAAGUAAAAUCUUCCGUAGAGACAGCUGAAGAUUUUAAGAAACUUACAAAGACGUCUAAAGAAGUGUUUUGUUUUGUUUUUUUGUUCUAGAAAACCAGCACCAUCGUCCCGUCAGCGUUUAUUGGCUAAACAGGGAGUAUUAAUAGAGAGCAUUAAAACGAUUUGUCUCAAAUGAUCCCUAGAAACUGGGAUAUUUCAUGCUCUUACCGCUAUUAGGAAAUAAUUUUUUUUUUUCCAUUCCCCCACCGGCUUGCACGAGGAUUGCUAACAAAUGCUGACAGGAGUCCGGUGGAAAACUCUUACAAGUGGAGUUAAUGAUCUACAAGAAAGGCCUUUAAAUAUCUUUUUUUUUUAAAAAUCACUUUAAUUAUUCUAAUCCCAGUUUUCCCUCUUUCACUUCUUUUCCUUUUCCUCUGCUCCUCCACCUCCUCUCCUCUGCCUUGUCUAUCACAAAUCCACUGUAUUGCGCUUUACUUAACAUUCAGCAGUGGAAAAACAUUUUAUUUUGUUGACAACUAUUUUAAUAAUUUUUGCACUGCUGCACUCUAGAGCUUGGUGUUUAUGCCCAAACCCACACAGCCUCACUCAGUCGGCUGGGUUUGCUUUAGACCAAGUGGAAAAAAAAAACACAGAUAUAACGCUGAAAGAUACCGGCUAUCGUGUAACAUUUGCAGUCCCAGGCGUCUUUGGUUGAGUUUGGGUUGAGAAGAGCUCAGUCCCUCAGGCUCAGGUCAGGUUUGGACAAAAACGCCUGGGAUUAGUUUGGACGAGGACUCCGCUUCCCCGCCCCGGCAAACCCCGACACAUCCAACGUGAUCAUAUUUCCUGGUUUGACCUAAUUUGGCCUUGGCGGACAUGGACUGAAUGUGGAUUUUAUUGCUAAAAUGUCAUUUUUGGAGACGUCAACGGCUCAUUUCUGAUCUUACAAGUGUAUGUGACCUUCAGGUUUGCUGGGAAUGUCCUGCACUGCUGAACUGGGACUUUGUAGAUUGACUGGAUGUCACUGACGGGCCAUUUCAGCUCAUCAGAAAUCAGCAUUAGCUCGUGACAUGAUCGAAGGCGGUUUUAUACUUUGUCACUCAACUCUUUUGACGUCUCUUGAAGAAUAUCCCAAGUUGCACGAUGCAUUUUAUAUCUUGUUAAGGCACCUGGGUUAGGGUUAAGAUAAUUUCCAUGGUAAUAACAGAUGCUUGCUCUGCUAAAAACAUGACCUCUAUGUUGGGGAAAAAAGGACAUGAAAGUACACAAAAACUUCCAGAUCCUGCAGUUUCUUCCAUUUGCGAUUGCACUCCUAUACGCUGAUGACCAAAGUCUAAGUGUCUAAGACUAAGUUGCCGCUUGUAUGUCUCUGUAUUAUCAAUCGAUCAAUGGCCACCCAUCCAAAGUCUCUGAAGAGCAAGGAGCUUUUCUUGAGAACGGACGUGAUUUGGAAAUAUUUUGUUUGGCAGCCAUGACAAGGAGCAUCCAAACUGUUUAUUUUUAUGAAGGAAAGGAAAGGAAAGACCAUUUAGCUCUUUCAUUGCUUCCUUCCAGCAAAGAAACACAACCUUGGAAGAAAGGAAUAAUCAAUUAUGGACCAAAAAGUUCUAGAUGUAUGUGACAGCGACAAAAAUCCAUGUCAGAUGUUAAAAUGAUGUCAUUUUUGCUGAGUAGCCAAUGUCGAAAUUGUUGAGCGACUAAGUAUAAAUGAACCUUGAAGGUGCGAUCCGUUUGUUUUGUUUGGUUCAUAUCAGAAAGUUGUUGUUGUUGCGUUUGGUUGGUUGAGGUCCUGCCUGGCUACAAGCAAACCAAACGGACUUGCCAAGGAAAGUCAUGUGACACACAAGCAGCUUGUUCAUUGGGCAGAUUUUUGCGAACCCGUCCAAACAAAUCCGGCUCCAGUCUCUGCAUCUUUAUCAAAGCAUGACGGACUUGUCUGCGCUCUUCUUCUGUGGUGUUUAUAACGAGAAAACAUGCAGUAACAGCUGAGCAUCAUCUCCUUCAUAUGAGCUUUCCGAGCAUGAGGAACGGCUGGCUAUCAGAUGCCUCCUUUUUACCCAUAAGCCCUCGUGUUUUGGGGUUGUUUCCCGUUAUUGUGCACCACAGCUCUAUUGGUAAAAACAUUUUUUAUGCCACCAAGAGCUCAGACGUCAUCACUCUCACCAAACAACAAGCCAAUUGAACUGAAAUGAGGAAAAGCUGCAGAUUUUGGCGGCCGAUUUCAAAAAUCCCUGGACGCCGAAAGACUCUUCCGAUGUAAAGUGACUGGAAACUCGUCAUCUUCCUUUGUGUCCAGCGUUAUUCUGUUGAUGCUUGUCCUGUGCUGUACAUAUGGUGAAGGGUGUUGUCCAAAAUAACAGGAAACACAAGCUAAAAUGCCUCAUUCAUGUGUUUUUAAAAAGGAUUUUAAACCCAGUUAUCUUAUUUGGUUUUAUUGUUGAGUUCUAUCAUCCACCAAGGUGUCAGUGUUCCUGAGUUCCUGAGAGUUUUAAUCCAUUGCAGCAGGACUGGAUGGACUGUUGUUCCCAUUGUAGGGUAAAGAUAUUACAGACUUCAAGCAGCGACUGUUUUUGGGGCGGCUAAAGAGACCAGAAAUUUGUUUUUGUGAUGCUGCAGCCACAGAAAACAGCUGUCAUUAACCAACAAGCCUGGUGGGAUGUGCCACAAUCAGCUUAUGAUAAACUCCAGGGGUCAUAACCUGGGAAGAAAUGUAAUUUGAAAGAGCCAGAAUUGGUUUAUGCUGUUCAUAAGGACAAAUCAAUUUCAGUAAGCAAGUCAAGAAAUUUAGAUUUACCAUAUGAAGUACUCAGGUUUCAGCACAUGGACAAAAUAGUUUCGUGAUCCGUUGUAAAACAAGUUUGAAUUCAAAUUGCAACAAAAACAGAAAAUGCACUCCCAUGUUGCCGCAACUACAGCAAAUCUGUGUUUUUCCCGUUACAGCAGAGGGAGGCAAAACGUUAGGAAUAGUGCUGAUUUAUCUCCAAAACCAUCGCUGCUUAAAGUUCCUGAUAUCUCAACUCUGGAAAGACCAACCAGUUAUGCAGUGAAAGUGAAAAUAUAUCGCUCCAGUGUAAGUCGGAAAACCGGUUCUGGCCAUUCUCAGCAUUAUCAGUUGGUAACAAUGCAUUAGGCGGUCUUGUGCACCUAAAAACACCGUAGCAACACGUCCAUGGACAGAAGUUGGACAUCACUGUUUACAACUGAUUUAAUGAGACACAAAUAAGACCGAAGUGCUAAUAAACAAUGCACGAAGAUAAUGCACGGAGCAGGCAUCUUAGAUUUUCUGACUUUCCAAGUUGGAAAUCGGAGUUCAGGUGUGUUCCGGAAGAAAUUUAAUGACUGGGAACUUGGAAAUUCCCGUUUUCCAGUUCAAAUGCAAACCAGCAGAAAUCAGCAGAUAGAAAGGACUUCAUAUUCACCUUUUUUUUUUAAGUUUACCAUCGCUUUAAACUUUAUUUCUCUAAGCAAAGUUUGACUGAGGGUUUGUGCUCGUUUGCAGCCGUGGGAUCGGUGCCUCGCUCGUCUCGUCUCUGUUUAUCCUGCACACGCUGUGACAGGUGUAAUUUUCUGACUCGUCAUACAUGUCAUCUCCCCAGUUACAGCGCUUACACAUCCAUCCAGCCGGCCUUUUUCCAUUUGAAAUCGAUUAUAAGGGUUUGGGUUGCAUGCGCAUGUGGGUGGUUGCAGAUAUUCCAGCUUGUUUUCUGCAGGGUUCAGUGGCAUCAGCCGCGAGGACGUUUUUAACAGCGAACAUGUGCGGCGCGUCGAUGAUUUUUAUGUUGAUUGACAAGUUUUGUUUUGUCUCGGGCUUUGUUCCGCAAAAAAAAAACAAUGGACGGAUUUACACGAAAAACAGCACGCCACAAGAGACAUCCAGACAUUUUCUCCAGACGACAUUUGGCAGUCGUGAGGGAUUUUCAUGCAGUCACAUUUUCACGCAAUUACAUCAUCUCCGCAGCUCAUCACAGACUCAUUUGGGCAAAAUUUUAUUUCAAAAAGACAGAAAAACAAAUGGCUAUUUUCAAAUGUACCGAUGCGUGCAUGUUUGUGUAACUGUCCGCAGGUUUGGGCCUGUGUGCAAUUAUACUUUUUUUGUGUGUGUGCGUGUGUGUUUUUGUUUGUGCAUUUUUGGUGUGUUUCCUCCAUUUUGGCUCAAAACCCUGAAUAUUAACCAAACCAUGUAUCUGCAACAAGUCGACUUUUUAGAGGAGUUUAGAAAAGCAGCUUUAUUUUCUGAAACACUGUACGGGUUUGGGACGGCAGAGUGAUGAAACGAACUUAAAAACACCGUGGAGACUUUCCAGGCGAAGGAAAAACGGCAGCCUGGUUUCACCAAAAUUGGAUUCACCAGGUUUUUCUGUGACAGCAGCGAUAAGCCAGUGUGUACCCAAGUGUUCUUCUCCUCUGCUGUGUGUAUGUGUGUGUGUGUGUGUGUGUGUGUGUGUGUGUGUGUGUGUGUGUGUGUGAGAGAGAGAGAGAGAAAGAGAGAGAGAAUGACUGUAGGUAUAUGGGAGAGUGAAGUG